This is a messenger RNA of Doryrhamphus excisus (bluestripe pipefish), 1639 nucleotides long. It is a transcript of the gene ndr2, whose product is annotated as nodal-related 2. Gene Ontology annotation, cellular component: extracellular region. Gene Ontology annotation, molecular function: cytokine activity; growth factor activity. Lineage: Eukaryota; Metazoa; Chordata; Actinopteri; Syngnathiformes; Syngnathidae. The record is from RefSeq and is a predicted model, not a curated record.
GACGCACGUCAAUUUCCUUUAAUGUUCUCGGCUACUUGCUGGACAUGAAAGCAGGGAGGGGUGGUCGUCUGAGGGUAUAUAAGACACCCCUGAAAAAAUGUCCCGCAUUGGAAAAGGGGAUCGUGUUAUUCGCGGGGGAUUCAUGGAGGCUUGGAAGUCGUUGCUGGUUCUCCUGGAGGUGCUGGCGCUCCUCCGGUGCCGGGACGGAGCCACGGGGCACGGGCAAGUGCUGCACCGCUUGGCGCUGGUGGAACGCGGCGCGGGGCAUCACUUGCCCAGCUAUAUGGUGCACCUUUAUCGGAACUUUUCUCGGCCAGUGGAUGCUACGGAGUUAGACGCGGACACGGUGAGGAGCUUUAUGGCGAAAGGGUUGGUGCACAAGCAUCGGCACUGGGCGGCGACCUUUGACCUCCACGCCCUCCUGGCCGACCACCAGAUCCAGGCGGCCGAGCUGAGGAUCCGCCUCCCCCGGGGCGCCUCCAACGUGUCCGUGGCGGUGUAUCACCAGCGCGGCCAGGAGUGCCCGGCGCCCUGCCAGGAGGAGCCCCCGCAGCUGGUGGGCUUCCUCACCGAGGCCUCGCUGCUCUCCUCCUCCCACAGCUGGAGGGUCUUCAACAUGACGGACCCGCUCCUCAGCUGGCUCCGGGAGAAAUCCACAACCAGGGUUCGCCACAAAAGAGCGUCCAGGAGGAGAAAGGCGGCGCUUUCUGCGUCCGGGAAGGAACAGGAAGUGAGCGACCGGGCCUUGCUGGUUAUCUUCUCCCGCACGGCCUCGGACCAGGACUCCAAAGCCAAAGCCAGCUUGCUCCACACGGCCGAACAGUCCAAGUUCUUGACCCUGGCUGAAAUCAAAAAGCCGCAUUGGCCACCGAAGAAGAGGAGAAGCAAACGAGGACAGAGGGAACAGAUGGGAAGAAGCCUUCCGGCAUCCAAAAGAGGAAGUGGGGACAAGUCUCUGUGCCGCAAGGUGGACAUGCAGGUGGACUUUAACCACAUCGGGUGGGGAUCCUGGAUCAUUUUCCCCAAAAGAUACAAUGCUUACCGCUGUGAGGGGUCCUGCCCGGGACCACUGGGCGCGGACUUGAACCCAACCAAUCACGCUUACAUGCAGAGUUUACUGAAACAUUACCACCCGGAGAGGGUGGCGUCGCCCUGCUGCGCCCCCACCAAAAUGAGCCCGCUCAGCAUGCUCUACUACGAGAAAGGCGAGAUGCUUCUACGCCACCACGAGGACAUGAUUGUGGACGAGUGCGGCUGCCAGUGAAGAAAGCCGUUCCGCGGAAACGAACUUUGAAAAAUACUUAGCUCUUUUUUUUUUUGUUGUGCCACGCACUGUUUUGUUAGCGACUGAUCCAUCCACGGAAAUAGGAUGAAUGAAGUAUUUGAAGAUGUGCUGAAAUACAAUUGUACACACCGUUAUCUCCUUUUAACUUAUGAAAACAUGUUGUUGAAUAUUCCAGCACUAUUUUUUACGUGUAUCUGUAAAUGAAUGUAUAUUUAUUGUGAAUAUUAAAAAGGGUGUAUUUAUGUACAUGUUCUUCCAUGAUUUAUGACAGCACCAAUAACUUCCAAAUUAAAUUAUUAUUUCAAUAUUAUUCCUAUUUUUAAAAUAAAGAUUUAAAUUAAUUAUUUCGUGUGU